GCGCUCGCUCUGGGCUGCGAGCCCGACGCCUUCCGCGCUGCUUCCGUGGGGAGCAGGCGGGAACGCAGAUUUUCAAACCCUGGUUAUGUCCUCGCUGCGCACUGCCAGCCCCAGGCUGAGGAAUUACUUCAAGAAGAACUACAUCCCUCAGAUAUGCGAGGCUCUGUUAUGUGGUCUACUUAUUACAUGUCCUCAGGAUCCACUGAGAUAUUUAGAGAAAAUGAUCAUCAUUAUUAUGGAAAAUGGCCUUGAAAGUCUUCUUUGGGAUAUGUGCAUUGACCCAUCAAUAAAACCAAAAAUUCGGAGAUUAUCUGAAACUUACCUGGAACAACUUUUUGGAUUGGAUGAUCAGUUGAUGACUCCAGAAUUGAUGAUAAAAGCAUGUACUUUUUAUACUGGACGUUUAAUAAAGACCCACUUUUGCUCUUGGAGAGACAUAGCAAUACCACCUAUAAAUGAAGAUGCAGUUAUGGCUGAAAAAAUGGCAAAAGCAGAGGAAUAUAGCAAUUUCAAAUUUAAAAAAUAUGUAUUUUGUCUUUGGCGUGCUUAUGUGAAAGAUAGAAAAGAACGACUUCAAGCUGUACUAUUACGGAUACAAGAGAUCAUUCACUAUCAGAAGCAAAUAAUUAUACUAAUGAAAUGGAGAGAUAAAGCAAGACAAAAGUAUAAAAUGAGAGAAGAUGAGCUGUUGUUACAACAUGAAAUGCAAUUGAAAACAUGGAAAAACAAGUUAAAACCUGCUGGAGAUGAACCCACAUUUCCUGGACAAGGUGGAUCUAAAGCGUCUUUUAUAUUUGACAUUUCACUGUUACCCGAAAGAGCAAUAUUACAGAUUUUCUUCUAUCUGAGUUUAAGAGAUGUAGUAAUAUGUGGUCAGGUUAAUCACUCCUGGAUGUGGAUGACACAAAUAAGUUCAUUGUGGAAUAGUAUUGAUUUUUCCACAGUAAAAAAUAUGAUCACAGAUAAAUACAUAGUAUCUACUUUGCAAAAGCGGCGUCUAAAUGUUUUGCGCUUGAAUUUUCGUGGUUGUCUUCUCCGAUUAAAAACUUUGAGAUAUGUAGGCCUCUGUAAAAAUCUGCAAGAGCUGAAUGUCUCUGACUGCUCAACAGUCACAGAUGAAUCAAUGAGAUACAUCUCUGAGAGCUGUCCUGGAGUCCUGUAUCUCAAUCUAUCUAACACCACUAUCACCAACAGGACAAUGAGACUCCUGCCAAGGCACUUCUGCAACUUACAGAAUCUUAGUUUGGCUUAUUGCAAAAAGUUCACAGACAAAGGUUUACAGUACCUGAAUUUAGCGAAUGGAUGCCACAAGCUCAUCUAUCUGGACCUUUCUGGCUGCACCCAGAUUUCAGUCCAAGGCUUCAGGAACAUUGCAAACAGCUGCACUGGAAUUAUGCAUCUGACCAUCAAUGACAUGCCAACCCUAACGGACAACUGUGUAAAAGCUUUAGUUGAAAAGUGCCGUCGUAUUACAUCAGUAGUUUUCAUUGGUGCACCACAUAUCUCCGACAGCGCUUUCAAAGCUCUUUCUGCUUGUAGCCUCAGAAAGAUCCGAUUUGAAGGAAAUAAAAGGAUUACGGAUGCAUGUUUCAAAUAUAUAGACAAGAAUUAUCCAAAUAUCAGUCACAUUUAUAUGUCAGACUGCAAGAGGAUAACAGAUGUUAGCCUCAAGUCACUCUCACCUUUGAAGCAAUUAACUGUGUUGAAUUUGGCAAAUUGUGUAAGAAUUGGUGAUAUGGGACUAAGACAAUUUCUGGAUGGUCCUGUGAGUAUAAGGAUAAGAGAGCUAAACUUAAGUAACUGUGUCCACCUUGGUGAUGCCUCUAUUGUGAAACUAGCAGAACGCUGUCCUAAUUUAAACUACUUGAGUUUACGAAAUUGUGAACAUUUGACUAACCUAGGAAUUGAACAUCUUGUACAUAUCUUUUCCUUGAUAUCAGUAGAUCUCUCUGGAACAGAAAUUUCUAAUGAGGGCUUGAUGAUACUUUCCAGACAUAAAAAAUUGAAGGAACUUUCUCUAGCUGAGUGUUAUAAAAUCACUGACAACGGAAUUCGGGCAUUCUGCAAAGGCUCACUGAUCUUGGAACACUUGGAUGUCUCUUAUUGCUUCCAGCUGUCAGAUGAAAUUAUUAAAGCACUGGCUAUUUACUGUGUUAAUCUCACCUCUCUCAGCAUUGCUGGCUGUCCAAAGAUUACUGACUCAGCGAUGGAGAUGUUAACGGCAAAAUGCCACUACCUACACAUUUUGGAUAUUUCUGGUUGUAUCCUGUUUACUGACCAAAUACUUGAGAACCUUCAGAUGGGCUGCAAACAACUCCGUAUCCUUAAGAUGCAAUACUGCAGACUCAUUUCCAAGGAGGCAGCUAAUAGAAUGUCAUCUAAAGUUCAGCUACAAGAAUACAAUCCCAAUGACCCUCCACCUUGGUUUGGUUAUGAUUUUGAAGGUCAACUUCUCACACAGAAACAUAAAACACUACAUGAAGAUUCAACAUCGCCAGUGAUAAAGCCAGGAGAAAGAGAAAGUAGUAUGGUCUACAGCCUCUAGCGGGAAGAACAAAACCCUCUAGAAUUUGGCAACUUCAUUUGAUGCAAAUGUUUCUACUGGUUGAAUCUCAGUAACAAUGUAAACAAGCAACAAAUCAUCUCCUGAUUCUCUUUCCAACUACAAAUGUUUCUAAAUAUAUCAUUAG
Molecule: messenger RNA, 2690 nt
Organism: Talpa occidentalis (Iberian mole)
Lineage: Eukaryota; Metazoa; Chordata; Mammalia; Eulipotyphla; Talpidae
Gene: FBXL13
Product: F-box and leucine rich repeat protein 13
Exons: 21
Coding region: 86-2545 (819 amino acids)
Biological process (GO): SCF-dependent proteasomal ubiquitin-dependent protein catabolic process
Cellular component (GO): SCF ubiquitin ligase complex
Molecular function (GO): protein binding
Source: RefSeq, a predicted model, not a curated record